CUGGACCUGAGCAGCAUCAUCGCCGAGGUGAAGGCGCAGUACGAGGACAUCGCCAACCGCAGCCGCGCCGAGGCCGAGGCCUGGUACCAGACCAAGUUCGAGGAGCUGCAGGCCACGGCGGGCAGACACGGCGACGACCUGCGCAACACCAAGGGGGAGAUCUCGGAGCUCAACCGGCUCAUCCAGAGGAUCCGCUCCGAGAUCGAGAACACCCGGAACCAGUGUGCCACCCUCCAGACGGCCAUCGGGGACUCCGAGGAGCGCGGCGAGCUGGCCCUCAAGGACGCCAAGGCCAAGAUGAUGGACCUGGAGGACGCCCUGCAGAAGGCCAAGGCCGACAUGGCCCGGCAGCUCCGCGAGUACCAGGAGCUCAUGAACGUCAAGCUGGCCCUGGACAUCGAGAUCGCGACCUACAGGAAGCUGCUGGAGGGGGAGGAGAGCAGGUGGGGGCAGAAUCCCGUCGGGAAUUCGGCAGCUUGUGGUUUUCCCUGGCUCAGCGGGGAGGGACUGAACCCCAUCAGCUACU
This is a messenger RNA of Lepidothrix coronata (blue-crowned manakin), 526 nucleotides long. RefSeq names its product keratin, type II cytoskeletal 75-like. The record is from RefSeq and is a predicted model, not a curated record. The transcript has 4 exons. Gene Ontology annotation, cellular component: keratin filament. Gene Ontology annotation, biological process: keratinization; intermediate filament organization. Gene Ontology annotation, molecular function: structural constituent of skin epidermis. Lineage: Eukaryota; Metazoa; Chordata; Aves; Passeriformes; Pipridae. The annotation marks the transcript as partial.